This is a messenger RNA of Botrytis deweyae, 1402 nucleotides long. RefSeq lists its product as uncharacterized. The coding region runs from base 126 to 1208 and encodes 360 amino acids. NCBI's taxonomy places the organism in Eukaryota, Fungi, Ascomycota, Leotiomycetes, Helotiales, Sclerotiniaceae. The transcript is spliced from 3 exons. Gene Ontology annotation, molecular function: nucleotide binding. The record is from RefSeq and is a predicted model, not a curated record.
GGUGAGGGGCAACAAGUUAUAAAGAGGGGUUGACUUUCCUAUAAUUCAAAAUUCUCCAUAUCGUAAUAUUGAGAGUUUUGUUCUUUGCUAAACUUUUCAAUUUUCAAUACCUCAUCUCAAUCAAAAUGGCAGAUAAGACAUACAAUGUUGGAGUAAUUGGCUACGGCUUGUCAGCCAAGGUCUUCCAUAUUCCGCUCAUUCUUGUUACUCCAUCCUUCACCCUUCACUCAAUUGUUCAACGAACACCUAAACCAAACGACAAUGCCGCCCAAGAUCAUCCAGAAGCCAAAAUCUACAACUCCGCAGAUGCUAUGUUUGCAGAUUCGGAAAUCGAUAUCAUUAUCAUAUCCACAACCCCCGAAACACAUUUCCCUUUCACGAAAGCCGCUUUACAAGCUGGUAAACAUGUAAUGGUAGAGAAACCAUUCGUUCCUACAUCCGCGGAAGCUUCAGAGCUUAUAUCUAUAUCCAAAGAAACUGGAAAGUUUAUCUGCGUAUACCAGAAUAGAAGAUGGGACUCUGAUUUCUUGACUGUCAAAAAAUUGAUGGCAGAUGGUGUAUUGGGAAGAGUGGUUGAAUUUGAGACACACUUCGAUAGAUUCAAGGGCGAGAAACCCGCAACUUGGAAGGGCACAUUGACCAUGGAGGAUGCUGGCGGCGUUAUAUAUGAUCUAGGAACACAUUUGAUCGAUCAAGCAUUUUGCUUAUUUGGCCAACCGAAGACAGUAACGGCGAUCUUUACGAAUCAAAGAGCUGAUGGCUCGGCAGAACCAGAUAGUAUCACCGUAAUGCUGAAUUAUGGCGAGAAGGGACCAUUAGUAACCGCAAAGGCUGGGGUUCUGUGCGUGGAAGAAGAGCAAUUACGAUAUUGGGUUCGAGGAUCACAAGGUAGCUUCAAGAAGUACCACCUUGAUAUCCAAGAAGACCAAUUGAAGGCCGGUCUUAAGCCGGGUGAUGCCAACUUUGGUAUUGAAUCAGAAGAUAGGUCUGGAAGAUUAGUGGUUUUCGAAGAUGGAAAACCUAAGGGCAGCACCUUCAAGAACGUGACUCCGCAAACCUAUGCUGCUCUUUACCAAGGCUUUGCUGAUGCUAUAACUAGUGGCAGCGAAGAUGCUGUUCCAGUGAAAGCAAGCGAAGCUAGAGAUGUUUUGAGGAUUAUUGAGGCAGCCAGGGAGAGUGCUAAGAGUGGAAGAACAGUUACGCUAUAGCUAUAGGUGGUCCUUUUGUGACUUUCCCAUGGAUGGAUCAGCGAUGAAUGUUCCACCAAUUCCUGUAUUUCUUCUCUAUCAGUAGAUUAUACCCAUAGUAAUAGACCAUGUUGAUUUGAAAGUGGGAAGAUCUACGGAUGUGCUGUUUCUAGUUGCCUGUGGAGUAGGUGAUAGGUAUAUCCGUUCGCGAUCCG